AUGCUCACUGACAUUAGCGACUACCGUAUGCCCACUUUCUUCCCUGGUGAUCAGAAGGCUGUUUUCGGCAGCAAGGCGGGAAAGUUAUCUCCUGAAAGCUCAAAGAUGACUUCCAAAUAUCCAGCCGCAAAGGCCAGCAAGAACAUCAAAAGCCCUAGAACGGCUUCGAGUCUCAGACAAUACCGCCAGGACGACGAUUUGGCUUCACAGCCGGAAACGGUGUAUUCGCAACAGAGUGGCAGCCCAAAAUACGCACCCGACAACGCCAACAUGCGAAAUCUAUCUCAAUGGCAUGACAACACUGGGCGAGAGGGUCCUUCGCAAUACGAACGACGGCCUGAGCAACGCGAGGCUCAACAAUAUGAGCGGUUCACCUCCGACCCAGCGCUGUCAGCACUCCCCGACGUUAACAUAUACGAGCAUAUUCUAUUGCUUCGCAAGCAUGGAAUGUCGGUGAAGCUCGACCGCGAAGCAGCCAGAAUAAUGCCCCAGCCAGGACGCGACGAGUUCAACAACCACGACAACUCUAUCGAACACAACCCACUUACUGACAGACACAAUCCCUCGCGCGAAGAGAAGCAAAACGUCAGCCAUGCGCUCGAAUUCGUCUUGCGCCGCGGCGGAAAGAUCGACAUUCCUCCUUUCGAGCCACGGCCGGACAUUGCAUGCCUUCUCAUGCUGAAAGAGCACCUGGAAGACGAACACAAGAUUUACAAGCACUUGAGUCUGGACUUCGGCGGUCUGAGAAACUAA
Molecule: messenger RNA, 753 nt
Organism: Cladophialophora carrionii CBS 160.54
Lineage: Eukaryota; Fungi; Ascomycota; Eurotiomycetes; Chaetothyriales; Herpotrichiellaceae
Exons: 2
Coding region: 1-753 (250 amino acids)
Source: RefSeq, a predicted model, not a curated record